AUGCGGCUCUCAUUACGCAGGGUCCAGCCUGGACCAGUAUUCUCGUCUUUUUUCGGCAUCCUGGACAUCAAGCUAGGCUGCGAGAUCAUCCUCCUCUUCGGGCUCAUCAACAAGGUCGCGGGCGUCUAUGGCCUCAUCACGGUAUUCAUCGGGGGCAGCUUUGCCCAAAUUGUAUUCUACGCCUACUCUGUCCUCUCAUUGGUGGGCCUGCAGUGGGGCCUCAAGCAGGUCAAGGCUGAAACAUCCCAUAAGUGUCUGCUCGUCGCGCACCUGUAUGCUCUCGACAACGUGAUCCAGCAGGUGUUUCACUACGCCUUCUUCUACAAUUACUGGUAUAUCCAGAAACAUGAGGGACAACGCGAUCUCCAUUCGCAGGCUCAGAAGGAUAUCUUUGAACUGGCCGUCUCGCGCGGCGAGGUAUCGGCCAGCGAUGCCAACCCGUCCGAGGCAGAAGCGCAGAUUCGUGCGGGACAGGCCAUGCAGAUCUGGAACGAUGAGAAGGGGUACGCGCUGGGUGUCAUCUUCCUCGGCUUCCUGUUCAAGGUCUACGCCUGCAUGGUACUGUACUCGUACGCGGCGCACCUGCGGACAAACACGUACCACUCUCUCCCGCUUACCAAGGGCGCGCACGCCGCCCGCGACGCGAUCACUGCGAGCAGAUCGCAGAACGUCAUCCCGAUCGAGGAGGACGAGGUCGCGCUCGCCGAGGCAGAGAUUGCGCGCGACCGUGCACGCGAGAACGGACACCUUUCGCACUCGCAGUCACCCUCGCGCUCCCCCCGCACAUCGCCUGACAAGAGCAUGGCUGGCCUCCCGAGAACAGACAAGGACAAUGAUCAGAGCAAGCGCGCGUCCGAGGACGACUUUAGCUGGGACUAG
Molecule: messenger RNA, 879 nt
Organism: Cutaneotrichosporon cavernicola
Lineage: Eukaryota; Fungi; Basidiomycota; Tremellomycetes; Trichosporonales; Trichosporonaceae
Exons: 4
Coding region: 1-879 (292 amino acids)
Biological process (GO): inositol phosphoceramide metabolic process
Cellular component (GO): Golgi membrane; inositol phosphoceramide synthase complex
Molecular function (GO): inositol phosphoceramide synthase regulator activity
Source: RefSeq, a predicted model, not a curated record